AUGUUGUCGACGGUGAGUGCUUUACUUGGGUCUCUUACCUUCCCGAUCUUCUGUAAACUGAAUUAUCAGCUAUUCUGCCAUGGAUUUAGCGUGAUUGAUUUCGCGUUUAAUUUGAUUCGUCCCCACCGCUGCUCCGGUGACUCCAAGGUCUUCUACCUGAAAAAGAAGGGCGAUUACCACAGGAACUUAGUCGAGUUUACCACUGGUCAAGAGAGGAAAGACGCCGCCGAGCACACUAUCUCCGUCUACAAGUCCGCUCAGAGCGUUCACUUGUCUCCAUCGAAACUGGCGAAUUUGUUCGAUCCCGAUGCUUCUUGGGACAAGGAUCAAUUGGGAGACGUGUUGCAUUGGAUCCGACAAGUGGUGGGAUUGAUCUGUGGAUUGUUAUGGGGCUCAAUUCCACUUGUUGGAGGCAUUUGGAUCAUUGCGUUUUUGGCGAUAUCGUCAGGGAUAGUUUAUGGUUACUACGCAAUGAUUCUCAAGGUUGAUGAAGAAGAUUUUGGGGGACAUGCAGCUUUACUCCAAGAGGGUCUCUUCGCCUCAGUUACUCUCUUUUUGCUCGCAUGGAUUCUUGUCUAUAGCCUGGCACACUUCUGA
Microthlaspi erraticum is the source of this 597-nucleotide messenger RNA. The record is from the annotation of a GenBank genome assembly. NCBI's taxonomy places the organism in Eukaryota, Viridiplantae, Streptophyta, Magnoliopsida, Brassicales, Brassicaceae.